Molecule: messenger RNA, 1611 nt
Organism: Glarea lozoyensis ATCC 20868
Lineage: Eukaryota; Fungi; Ascomycota; Leotiomycetes; Helotiales; Helotiaceae
Exons: 1
Coding region: 1-1611 (536 amino acids)
Source: RefSeq, a predicted model, not a curated record
AUGGGCUUAUCGCAGCUUCCAUCAGAGGUCUUGUUGCAAAUCAUGAAUAUUCUAAUCGACCCGUAUCAAAAUGCCGAUUCCAAGCGAAGUUCUCAGAGAGCGAAUAACUUCGAAAGCCUCAUGUACAGCAACAAGCGGUUUCAGAAGCUCGGCGAGACCUUUUCGUAUCAGGCUUUCAUCCAAAAUUCUUCAAACACGCUGAGAAAAUUUAUUCGGGCACUUCUUUCUGAUCCAAUUCGGCAGAGAAUUGUCCAGACUAUCGACAUUAAAUUCAUCCCAGAACACUCCCGAAGUUUAAGCAAACUGGAAAGCCUACGACGGCGAGCAGGGUUUCUCAAUUCUGAGUCGACGUAUACGCAAGAACAAUUGGAUCAAAUCAAACCAUAUCUCGAUUCUCUGAAUCUCCCUCCAAAGGUAAACCUCAAAUGGCUGCGUGAAAUCCAGGACGGCAGCUGGGCCGCCGAAGCUGCACUCAUCAUUGCCAUCCUCCCAAACCUUCGAGAAAUUCGCAUUCGAAACUGCACCAAAGAGUUCGCUGAGAACAAGAGUCUCAUCAACAUUGCGCUCUCGACCGGACGUCUUCGGUGGCCAGGGAAAACCUUGGGGAAAUUGUCCCUAAGAAGUGAAGUGCAAGAUGGAACUACCAACUCUCACGACCUGCGACGAAUGACUCUUGAGGAUAUCGUGUCAGAUACACUUUUCAACACCUCAAUCCACACCUUGGAGCUACUCAAUAUGCGCAAACAGACUUUAGUCAGCGGUACCCGUGAUCAGCUCGCACAAUUGCAGCAAUCUGAGGCUGUCGAUACCUUUUGGGUACAAAACACACGCGUCAAAUUCCCAUUCAAAGGACUCCAUCUGAGAGAAUGCAAUUUGCCAGCUUCUACACUCCAGAGUUUGCUUCUUGCCUCUCCUAAGCUUGAGAGUCUGGUUUACGAACACAAACUCGUCCAACCGGAAUUUAAAUUCACGCUUGAGUUUUUUAUCAAGCAUAUCGAUCAUCUCAAAUCUACGUUACGCGAGCUAGAGAUUUAUCAGCCUCGAAGAUGGGAAACAAAUGAAACAGCAGUGCCGGAAAUACAGCCUGCUUGUUCUUUAUUGACAUUUGAGAAAUUACAAAAUCUUUCAAUAUCCGCAAACCUCGUCACUUCGCUCAUUGCGCCGAAAGAUGAUCAAAUCUUCCCCUCAAACAAUAUCAAUUUUGAGACGGCACGGAAUGAAAAUUCUGCGUCGAACUUUUCCGAUAGCUUGCCUCCAUCGAUCACAGAGUUGAAAAUCGUAGAUUGUGAUCUCAAGGAGGUAUCACCUCCCAUUUUCGAACUGCUGGAUCACAAGUUCGAUUUUCCGAAGCUAAAAUUAAUCGUGCUGGUCGCUAGAAAGACUGGUCAUAAGGAAACUAGACCAGAAGAUGCUGGGUUCACGAUGGACCCGACGGACUCGGAUAGCAGCGAGGAACUAUCGGACACUGAAAAUGAAAAGGAUAUAGAAAAGACGGAGUUUGAAGAGCGGAGGAGAAUGGAAAGUAGUGUUAGAAAUGAGCUGGAGAUCGCAGCUUGGGAGAAUGAUGUCAAGUUGGAAAUUAUUGUGGGUGGUAGGCCGUCGACUGUGUAG